Messenger RNA from Fundulus heteroclitus (mummichog), 1034 nucleotides. RefSeq names its product SDR family oxidoreductase. The record is from RefSeq and is a predicted model, not a curated record. Bases 120 to 908 code for a protein of 262 amino acids. The transcript has 7 exons. Lineage: Eukaryota; Metazoa; Chordata; Actinopteri; Cyprinodontiformes; Fundulidae.
CUGCCCACUUUAAAACAUAGACUUAUGACACAUAAAAUUGCGCUGUCAGCAACAGUGUGUUCCUUCAGUCACCCUGACUUACUGGACUGUCAGAAGGCAGAAGGGGUUGAACUGCUAACAUGUCAGUCAAUCUGGCGGGCAACAUUUUGGUAACUGGGACCAGCAGAGGUAUUGGUUUGGAAUUGGUCAAACAGCUGGCAGAAAAGACGGGAAAAGAAGCUCACAUUUAUGCAGGUUGCAGAGACCCUGAAGGGAAGAGAGCCAAGGAUGUGAGGGACCUGGCCACUCAGUUUCCUGGAAAAAUCACCAUAAUCAAAUUAGACAUGUCAGAUGAAGACAGUAUGUCAGCUGCUUUCCAGACAGUCAGCCGGCAGAUAGAACCUGCUGGGUUGAACCUCCUCAUUAACAACGCUGCUAUCAACAAACCAGAUGCUCCAGCAUCAAUGUUAGCCACCAGGAAACAGGACAUGAUGGAGGUGUACGAAACCAACGUUACCGGACCCUUUAUCCUCACAAAGGUUUUUCUUCCUCUUCUGCAGAGAGCUGCAAAGACAAACGACGAAGGUGAUCCAAUGUCCUGCAGAAGGUCAGCUGUCAUCAACAUAUCCACUCUAUUGUCAUCCAUGGAGAGGUGUCCAGAAACCUUUCAGUCUGCACAGAUGUACCCCUACAGGACCAGCAAGGCAGCACUGAACAUGCUGACUCGUUGUCAAGCUGAAGACUUCAGAAUCCAUAACAUCAUGGUGACGGCCAUCCACCCAGGCUGGGUUCGUACGGAGAUGGGUGGAGAACAGGCCCCUCUGACCACCCAGGAAAGCGUAGCUGGAAUGCUCAGUGUGAUAUCAACACUAAGCAACAAAGACACAGGAAAGCUUCUGGACGGCGAGAGCAAUGCAAUCCCCUGGUAGUCAUUCUGAGCACUAUGCCAAAUUAAAUUACAAACGGCUUCACAAUAAAAAGUUUUUAUCACUUGUAUCUGUGUUGUAAAAGUACAUAUCUGAAUGAUGUUUAAUAAAGUCAAACUGAGAUCAUGA